Molecule: messenger RNA, 2706 nt
Organism: Branchiostoma floridae (Florida lancelet)
Lineage: Eukaryota; Metazoa; Chordata; Leptocardii; Amphioxiformes; Branchiostomatidae
Product: ubiquitin-conjugating enzyme E2 N
Exons: 5
Coding region: 147-605 (152 amino acids)
Biological process (GO): DNA damage tolerance; protein K63-linked ubiquitination
Cellular component (GO): nucleus
Molecular function (GO): ubiquitin conjugating enzyme activity
Source: RefSeq, a predicted model, not a curated record
CGCCAGAGGGCGUUUGCACAUACCCAGCAUUCCCUGAUAGACGCGCCUGCGCGUUGGUAGCCUGUACGCGAUUUCCGGAGUGCGAAGCCUGCAAGUGGUGAGGUUUCCCCUGAUUCCAGCGGCUUCUCAGACCUCUACAUUCUAACAUGAUGGCCAGUCUGCCCAGGAGAAUCAUCAAGGAGACACAGCGGCUGACACACGAGCCUGUGCCGGGAAUCAGCGCCAUUCCGGACGAACAAAAUGCUCGCUAUUUCCAUGUGGAUGUCAUGGGCCCAUCUGAGUCCCCAUUUGAAGGAGGUACAUUCAAGCUGGAGUUGUUCUUGCCAGAAGACUACCCCAUGGCCCCGCCCAAAGUGCGCUUUAUGACCAAGAUCUACCACCCCAACAUAGACAAGCUGGGGAGAAUCUGUCUAGACAUCCUGAAAGACAAGUGGAGUCCAGCAUUGCAAAUCCGCACAGUGCUGCUGUCGAUCCAGGCCUUACUGAGCGCGCCCAACCCUGACGACCCACUAGCCAAUGACGUUGCAGAGCAGUGGAAGGUGAACGAGUCCCAUGCAAUAGAGACAGCAAAAGCAUGGACGCGACUGUAUGCCAUGAAAAGCUGAGGGUGGGGAGGAGGGUCAAGCAGCUCAACACUGUAGGGAUGCCAUCAACCUAGCAAUAGUGAAUGGAGAGGAAACCUUCUCCUUCCCUCCCUUCUAGCAGUGACCCCUAGCAGAUUAUUUCCACACUGCAGGAUCAACUUGGAUGGUUGAUGUUCUAAACUAAGCUCUCAUUGUCUGCUAAUCCCAUUGUUAUCUACUCUCCAAGCAAAGGUUGAUAGUGACCUUUUCCGUACAUGCUGUAUUUUUCUGCCAGCUUUCAGAAAAAGAUGGCAUAUGUGGUCACGAUUUUCCCCAUCAACCUCUGCAUGGAGAGUAAUCGUUAUCUUUCUUUGUACCAUUGUACAGAAUCGUUCCUGAUUUUAUAGAAUGCACAUUGUAAUAAUUUCAGCAUCUCACAGCAGCAGUGUGAAAAUGGUGAACUGGGGUGACAAAUUUGUCCCAGUCCACACCUUUUGGACACGAUAGUUUUAAACUGAAACCUUGUGUCACGCCUGCCAGACACCCAAGUACUGUCAGCAAUGCGAUGAACCAUUCUGAUCUGUGCUGUAUCUAGUCUCCACUCCUGUAUCACAUCAUGUUCACUUGGGGUCAGAUUAUUUACUUGGUUCAAUAUAUACAAAAAAAUGUAUACGAAACUUGUUUGUAUAAAAAGUUUUGGCAUAUUCACCAACUCAGAAAGCAUAUACAUUAGAUUGAUAUCGGAUGAAUGUCGAGUAUAUGUAGGUAGCUUUAGUUUUGUUUUUUCUGUUUACAUUGAUGUAAAAUGUACACUGUGAUGUUGUUUAUGUCCUUUACAGUCAAAAAGGUCUGUGUUUGGUUCGUACAUCAUUGUGAUAUUCUUUAUACAGCUGUCAAAGAAUAGAUUAAGAAAUGUUUUCUCAAGAGAGAUCAAGAAAGUUUCUGGGAAAAGUGGAGAAAUAGCACGAGUUUCAGAUAGACUACAGUAGAAAGAAUUCUUACUGAUGAGGUAGGAUGUGUAACAAAAAGAUGCUUAACAGGUUUUCUGUUACCAGAAUUUCAAAGUCAUACCUACCGGUGUGUAUGUGCUUGCUGGAAAGUAAUUCACAAUAAUGAAGCUUUGGUAACAUAAGGCAGGCAAUAGAGGAUAGUAGUGUUGGUACAUGGACGCAAACUGCUGAAACUUCUGGGUUAUCCAGCCCCCAUAGCAGAUAUAAAAACUUUUUCCCAUGAAAAUAAAUGGUGUAGAAAAAUACGUUUGUUCCUUUUCACCUGCACAGAAGGCUAGGGGCAACAUGUGUACUGGCAAUACUGACCAAUCCAGGUUAUUUCAUUGGUUGUUAGACUACGUAUUAUCUACUUCAGUUAUUUUUAAGUCCACAUUUUCUACAGCCACAAAAUAUAGCAUGUUUUCCUUUCAAGGCUUUACAUGUUUCUAUUUUGAGACAUCUAACAGCCAAAGAAAUAACGUGGCUUGGCUACAGAAGGAAAUGGCCAAGGAUAGAAAGACUGGCAAAAGCAGAUGGGUGUGAUCGCACUGCUCGCUUCAUUGGGGAGGGGGGUGUACAUGUACCUGUAAAUUUGAUGUUAACAGCUUCCUGAGAAGUCUAGAUUCUAAACAACAUGGACAAAGUGAUGAAACUGUUGUAAUAGAUCAUUUACUUGUUGAAGGGGGUGUACAAAAGCAUGCAUGUAGUUCUAUUUAUUGUAUUAUUCUGAAUGGGAUGGCAUGGUGGGGCAAAAAAAUUAGCUUUGUGUUCCAGAUUGAACAAACUAUCAAAAUCAGUAAUGAAGGCCUUUUGAUUAUGAGGAGGAACUUAAUACUGUCCUUUUGGCAAACUUCAUGUGAACAAAAUACAUGUACAUGUAUGUAGUGAUCAUUGUAGAAGUAUAUUGAUGCCCUUUGCAAGGUCAUGACAAGAAAGAAGAAAACAAUGACCAUGCCGUUCCACUUCAAUGAUAUGUUUGCCGUUCUCUGUUCCUCCUUGGGUGCAUGUGCAGCAGCUUGUCAAAUCUUGAAGGAGUGACAUCCGUUGAACAGUCAAAUUUCACUUUGGAUGUAGGUAGCUGUUACCUGUACAUGUAGAUGCAAACCAAGCUCUGAACUUCACUGUUAAUUAAACAAGUUUGUUUUUGACAACUG